Messenger RNA from Paramuricea clavata, 1080 nucleotides. NCBI's taxonomy places the organism in Eukaryota, Metazoa, Cnidaria, Anthozoa, Malacalcyonacea, Plexauridae. The record is from the annotation of a GenBank genome assembly.
AUGCCAUGCAUCAAUUCUGGUCUCAAUCCUGAGCAAAAAACAGUAUUCGAUCUUGCUGCUGAAGGACACAAUGUUUUCUUUGGUGGUCAUGGUGGUACUGGUAAGACUUUCACAGUUAAAAGGCUUGUGAGUUAUCUUUCUGCAGCUUGUACAACGGGCAUGGCAUGUGAUUUGUAUGAGAAGGCUAGCACUUUACAUGCUUUUGCUUGCAUUGUAAAUUCUCGAAUGAAUGUGGAUGAGUUAAUAGUAUCUGUACGAAAUCGGGAAAGUUGCUUGGCAAGGUGGAAAAACACUUAUACAUUGAUCAUCGAUGAAAUUUCUCAACUGAGUAGAAAGGUAGGCUAUUUGAAGCAAUUCAUCACUUGGGACAGAAAACAAGAGAAAAUUGUAUACCUUUUGGGGGAAUUCAAAUUAUUGUUGUUGGGGAUUUUAAACAACUUCCUCCAGUUCCGAGUGAUAUUGAUAAAAGUGACUUCUGUCUUGAGAGUCGAUUGUGGCAAUCAACACUCAAACACAAUGUAUUACUCGUGACUGUUUACAGGCAAGAACAGCAGCAGUUCAUUCAUUUUCUCAGGGGUAUUGCAUCGGGAGUUAUUUCAGAUGACAUGCAACCCCUUAUUGAGGAAUUAACAUAAAAAACUCUUAAUGCACAAACGUUUGGAUUGGAGUUUAUUCCACAUAUUUUGUCCACUAAUUUGAGGCCAACUUUCAUAAUAUGAAUAAACUCAUAAAUUUACCUGGAGACAUUUAUGUGUAUGAUGCCAUUGACACAGCGAGUGAGAACACUUUGAAUAAAGUUACUUUGGCAAAAAGUCAGUUGAAACUGAAAAUUAGUGAAGUAAUGCUGCUUUCUAAUAUUUCUGAAAAGUUGAAGAAUGGUACCAGGGGAAAGUUGUCCAGUUGGAGAAAGAUGGUCCCACUGUUGAUUUCAAAGAUGUUGGUAUUGUCACCAAAUUACAUCGGUGUACAUGGUUUGCAUACAAAUCUGGAAUGAAAGAUGUUAUUGUUGGACAAAAAUCUCAGUUUCCUCUGAUAUUAGCUUGGGGAAUUACUGCUCACAAAGCACAGGGACAACAUUAA